Messenger RNA from Menidia menidia (Atlantic silverside), 1355 nucleotides. Lineage: Eukaryota; Metazoa; Chordata; Actinopteri; Atheriniformes; Atherinopsidae. The record is from the annotation of a GenBank genome assembly.
UCACUUUGCGCAAAUCUGACACAACAAGCGCUCGCUACCGGGAGCAUUCAGCGGUGAACCUAAACAACAAAACAUGGCUCUCUUUACCUACAGUAGACUUUGCCAAUUACUAAGACUACCGCCUCGUAAAACUUUAUUUUCGUACACUGGAACCGAGAUUAAAAAUGGAUUGGUGUGCUGUAUGCUGCUGAAACGAUGCCAGAGGUCGGUGGACAGUAAAGCAUUGCAGGAAAGGCAGAAGCAGCAGAUGGCCAGAGGUCUUCCCAAGCAAAAGCCCAUCACAGGCAUCAAAGAAGUCAUUGUUGUGGCUUCAGGAAAAGGAGGCGUUGGCAAGUCCACCACGGCAGUGAAUUUGGCGCUUGGAUUAAUGGCUAUUGACCCGUCAAUGUCAGUCGGUCUGUUGGAUGCUGACGUCUAUGGUCCCUCGAUUCCCAAAUUAAUGAACCUUAAAGGAAACCCCGAGCUCAAUGAGAAUAAUCAGAUGAUCCCUCUCACCAAUUAUGGGAUGCCAUGUAUGUCAAUGGGCUUUCUGGUGGAUGAAACGGCUCCAAUAGUAUGGAGGGGUCUGAUGGUGAUGUCUGCAAUAGAACGACUGCUCAGACAGGUGGACUGGGGCUCCUUGGACUAUCUAGUGGUAGACAUGCCUCCUGGGACAGGAGAUGUCCAGCUCUCAAUCACACAGAACAUCCCCAUAGCAGGUGCAGUUAUCGUGUCAACACCGCAGGAUAUCGCUCUGCUGGACGCUCGCAGAGGGGCCGAGAUGUUCAAGAAAGUUAACGUACCGGUUCUGGGUCUGGUGCAGAACAUGAGCGUCUUCCACUGUCCCAACUGCAACCAUCAGACCCACAUCUUUGGCUCUGACGGGGCCCGGGCACUCGCUGACACUCUGGGCGUGAAGUUACUCGGUGACAUCCCACUUCAUCUAAACAUCAGAGAAAUGUCGGACAGAGGACAGCCUGUGGUCGUCUCUUCUCCUGACAGCGCAGAGGCAGAGGCUUACAAGGCAGUGGCAUCUGCUGUUCUUCAAAGGCUAUUGGAAUUAAAUUCUUGAUUUCAGGGUUCCAACAGGAAAUUGUUUGGUGGACAAAGAAAUACAAUUAUUUGCAUGUAAUAUAUAGAAAUGUAUAUGUACAUUAAAAACCAUUCACUGUAGUAACACACAGUGAGUUAAAUUCAGCCAAUGCUGUUAAAAUUUACACUGUCCAUACUGUGUUGCUGGAGAAAUGUAACAUUAAAUAAAGUAGUGACCUGAAUAAUGUGUACCUUUAUUUUUUUUAAAUGUACAACUUAAAUGUGCUGAUUUAAAAAAAACAAAAAAACAACAACUUUCAAUUAUAACAGGGGGCCUGAAUUUU